Suillus fuscotomentosus is the source of this 1221-nucleotide messenger RNA. RefSeq names its product protein-tyrosine phosphatase-like protein. Gene Ontology annotation, biological process: protein dephosphorylation. NCBI's taxonomy places the organism in Eukaryota, Fungi, Basidiomycota, Agaricomycetes, Boletales, Suillaceae. Bases 157 to 828 code for a protein of 223 amino acids. The record is from RefSeq and is a predicted model, not a curated record. Gene Ontology annotation, molecular function: protein tyrosine phosphatase activity. The transcript has 2 exons.
UGAAAUGUGAAGGGUCUAGCUUGGGUCUAGCAACUGGUUCUCGAAUAUUGUGACUGGCGGUAUAAAACUCGAGCAGUAGACGGCGAGCUUGCAUUAAGCCACACGCGAGUUCAUCUUAUACGAAUUCGUUACGAAUUACAUUCCUCUCAAGCAGCAAUGCCAUCACUCAAUGUAUCCCACAAGCUCUCUUCCCCACGCAAAAACAAAACCCAUACGGCUGCUUCCCCAUACAAGAGCUCGGGCCCCUCCCGCCCACGCAGGCUUCCACUAAGUUCACUACGCCUGCGCCCAAUACCUAACUCAUACUGGGCAACUCCACUGCUACUCGCAUGCGAGUACCCCUGGUCUCCAUUUGAAACAUCCACCCAGAAACUUGACAAGCUUCUCGCCGCUGGCGUUCGCACCUUCAUCGACCUCACUGAGCCUGAAGAACUCAUACCCUACAAGCCCCACCUCUCAAGGCACAUAAGUGCCGCUGGCCUCGAUGCGACUACCAUCCACUACCACCAGUUCCCUAUCCCUGAUCGUUCGCUACCUCACAAGCCAACAUAUUUCAUGCGUCUAGUGCUGGAUGUUCUCAGGGAAAAUGCAGAGCAAGGGCGCGUGUGUGCCGUGCAUUGCCGCGGUGGGAUUGGGAGGACCGGCCUAGUUAUUGGGUGCUGGCUCGUGGAGGCAGGAAUCGCAAGGGACGGCGAAGAAGCACUGAAGAUAAUAGAACGGGAGUGGCGGACCGUCGAGAAGUGCAAGCGCUUCCCGCACUCGCCAGAGACUGGCCCGCAGUUUGAGUUUGUGAGGAAUUUCACGAGUCCGGCGAUGGUGCGUGUAUAGAGAACCGUGACAGUGCGCGUGUUUUGCUUGCCUGCUGCAUACCUUUGUAUUCAUCCUCUCACGUCACACCUCACUGUAGCUAUUAUAUCCCUAUUCAUAUUUCCCUAAUCAUGGCCCUGGUUCCUAGUCUCAUACUAGCACGUGGCUGGCCACAUUUCUUCCCUCUGUCACAGUGCCGGUGAUGUGUAUGAUCACAGAUAAUGAAGGGUGCCACUGAGUGUACUCCAUCAUGCCACACCGUGACUUAGUACAUACAUCUAAGAUCUUCGGACUGCGCUUCAAGUAGAAGUUUGAUCACACAGGAUGUAUACCGUCAUGAAUGAAUUAGUAUUGAAAGAGUCUGCUCAUGUAUGGAAGCUGUUGAUAUGAAUGAAGACCAAAUUACACCAGUGA